Messenger RNA from Peronospora farinosa, 2091 nucleotides. Lineage: Eukaryota; Oomycota; Peronosporomycetes; Peronosporales; Peronosporaceae. The record is from the annotation of a GenBank genome assembly.
AUGGAUCAUCUCAAGGUGACUUUAUUGUCUUCUCCUGCAUCUGAUGGAUCCUCUCUUCCCUCCUCUUCAUCUCCUAUUACUCUACAUAAUCGUCCGUCUUUUCCUACUUGGCUUUAUCCUCCCAAAGGUGAAACUCGUCGUCUUCAAGUACCUCUUUACGCUCUGGAAGCCUCUCGAAACGUUCUAAAUGGUCACAAACAUCUUUUAAGCCAAUGGCCAUCCACUGCCAUCUGUGGUAACGAUAUUUUAGCCAGUGUGUUGUAUUCCUCUGGUAUCGUGGCUGCAAAAGCUGGUAAAUUGACGCCAUUGGCUCAAAUUCUCGUGGCAUUUGUCCUUUUUCUCUUUCGGUCCAUAUAUGAAGAAGCAGUCACUGCUAUUCCCUUAAAUGGAGGUUCCUAUAAUGUGCUUCUCAAUACAACGUCCAAGAAAACAGCUGCUAUUGCCGCAUCGCUUGGCAUUAUUUCGUACUUAGCAACGGGUGUUGUUUCGGGUACUAGUGCUUUGAGAUAUCUCAAUACCCAAUUGGAUGUGGACAUAGUGUCCGGGACAAUUCUAUUGCUCUUUGGAUUUGCUAUAUUGUCCAUUAUUGGCAUGGCAGAGAGUGCAAAUGUUGCAUUAAUCAUUUUCAUUGCUCAUGUGACGACAUUGACGCUCCUAAGUGGGUUUUCACUUUGCUAUGCAGUGCAACAUCCAGAUACUUUCUGGAACAAUAUGCACACGGAUUUUCCAGAUGUCAAUGUGGCUGGAAAUGUGGUGACGGGCAAUUUACUUACAGCAACUUUUUACGGCUAUUCAUCAGCCAUGUUGGGGAUCACGGGUUUCGAAACAUCGGCACAAUUUGUCGAAGAACAAGCACCCGGAGUUUUCCGGAAAACUUUGAGAAAUAUGUGGGUUUUUGCCACUUCUUAUAAUUUGUUGCUGUCAUUCUUAUCAUUGGCAGUGCUGCCAUUGGAAGGACGUGGAGGAAUUUAUGACGACAAGGAUGUCGUGCUGGCGUCUAUGGGUAGAGUCGUGGCUGGUAAAUGGCUUGAAAGUUGGGUGUCCAUUGACGCCUUUGUCGUUCUCGCAGGAGGUGUAUUGACGUCCUACGUGGGAAUUACAGGUCUUGUACGACGUCUGGCGUUUGAUCGUGUACUCCCGGCGUUUCUCACUUACACUAACAAGUGGCGUGGUACGAACCAUUACAUCAUUUUGUUGUUCUUCGUGCUGCAGGCUAGCCUUGUAAUUGUGCUGCAUGCGGACGCAACAGUUCUUGCUGGAGUUUUCACGUUUGCAUUUUUGGGCGUUAUGGCUCUUUUCGCCUUUGGUUGCAUACUACUCAAGCUAAAACGUGAAGACAUUCCACGCGACGUGCAUGCUCCGUGGUGGAGUUGUAUUUUCGGAUUGGUGAUGGUACUGCUUGGAUUGCUGGGCAAUCUGCUGGGAGACCCGACCAUCUUUACCUAUUUUGCUCUGUACUUCGUAGUCUUUACUUCAACGAUGUUUAUUAUGCUAGAGCGCGUCUUCAUCCUGCGCAUUGUUCUUUAUAUUCUGCAACAAAUUUUUCCAUCUCGUGACGCUGAAGAUGGUAUUGCCAAAGAUAAUAAAGCUGCCAAGUCUCAAGGAAAAGUGAAAGAGGGAUGUCGAACUGGAGCCAGGGGUGGCCGCACUAUUACAGCGGUGCUUGAAGAAAUUCACCUUCCGCCGAUUGUAUUCUUUUUCAAGACGCCCACUCUAUACGUGCUCAAUAAAGCAAUUCUCUACGUACGCAAGAACGAACAUACACACAAUUUGCUCGUGGUACACGUUAGCGAAGAUGCAAACUUAGCUGAAGAUAAAAGUGCAGAAGUAACGGAAGCCGAUACUCAGCGUGUGCAGUAUGAGCGAGAAAAAAUAGAGGACAUGCGUAAGAUGGCUCGUAUGUUUGACCAGACGUACCCGAAACUCAAGAUCGACUUCGUGCAUGUUUGUGGCUCGAGCUUUGACAUUGCUCUCGUCCAUUGGUUAUCCGAAGAGUUGGGUGUGCCGCCUAACAUGAUGUUCAUCCGGCAGCCUAGUACCCAGCACAUUCACCAAGUAGCAACGCUGGGUGUACGGGUCAUCACUGGCUAA